AUGACAGCUGCCACCUCCCGCAGAGGUGAGGACCAGCCAUGGGGUGCAGUCCGGAACCGCGUCGUAGUGCCCGCUGAGAAGCUCGACCAGCAGGCAAUGCGCCGAUCAGAAUUGCUUGCUGAUCAGGAUCAAGCUGGAGGCGUUGACCGGAACCGCUUCGCAGUGCCCGCUGAGAAGACUGAUCGGCAGGGAAUGUGCCGACUGGAACCACGGGCUCUCCCCGUAGAAAUGGGUCGUAGACAGGCGCCGUCAGCCUGC
Brenthis ino (lesser marbled fritillary) is the source of this 258-nucleotide messenger RNA. The record is from the annotation of a GenBank genome assembly. Lineage: Eukaryota; Metazoa; Arthropoda; Insecta; Lepidoptera; Nymphalidae.